Molecule: messenger RNA, 8103 nt
Organism: Symbiodinium sp. CCMP2592
Lineage: Eukaryota; Dinophyceae; Suessiales; Symbiodiniaceae
Source: the annotation of a GenBank genome assembly
AUGCCUCCGGAUCGGCAGCCACGCGAUGACAACGUCCUCUUCAUUGAUUGCCGACCUCUUGGUGAGCGACCACGGCAUCAUUAUCAGAUUGGGGAUACUCGACACAUCGAUAUUGUUCUGAGCUCCCUCGGGAUUUUCCCGCCGCAGGGCUGGAAAUUGGUUGUGCGACUCUCACUGUCCGGGCAGUACCUGAGGAUCUUCCCCAUGGCCUUCCUGCGCAUGACACGUCGCCUCCUGAUGACGGCACUGAUCAUGAUCAUCCGCCACCGGAUCGUGAUUCAGACAUAUCAGAAGACCCAGCUGAUGACUCGACCUCCCAGGCUUCCACUGUGCUACGUCCUAGGAGCAGAUCACCCAGGCGUUUUGGAUACGCCGGAUGUCAAGCUGCAGAUUCUGCUUUCUGUCUGUGUUCGCCAGAGCAUAAAGAUCUACAGUCAGCUGGAGAAUUGUCCUCUGACACUGAGCAAGCUCACCUGCUGCCUGGGCACCGUUGGCCUUGCCGGCCUGCAUUCAUUCUGGGAUUUUGCUGAGGCUGCACUGUGUCCUUUUGUUGCUGGCUUCAAGGGUGUGCGCACUCACCGUGGUCCUGAUCGCUUACCGAGCAAUGCUUCUCCUGAGGCAAGACAGGCUGCCGGAUUGCCACCUGCCCACGAAGGUUCUCCAGGUCAAAGGGAGCCGCUUCAGCGGCCACCACCCUCGUUGCAUGCGACCCCUCCCACACAGGAGGAGCUUGCUGCCCAGGCCGAACCUUUCCAGGCUACUAUUGUUGUCCUUGCCCCCAGCUACAGCUCGGAAAUCGUCAAGAUUGGGCUGAGUGCUCCCUGCACGGUCAACCAGGCGCUUGAUGCUGUUGAGCUAGGCCGACCCGAUGCUCGACAAGACCUUUUCGGUGAACUGACCCCAGUGCUUCCGCAACCCUUUGAGGACCAUGCUGUCCUCAUUGCAGCCCCGAUCUGGUCCCUUACCACACGUGUGGUCUGCUUGCAUAUCGAUUUCCCGCAGCCACGCCUCUUUAGCGUAACGGUGCCCCACAGACUCAAUCGUGAAAGCAUAUGUCUGCUUGCUGAGUGCCCGCUAGGCAUCGACAUCUGUGUUUACGUUGGGAACUCGUGGCUCGCUCUCCGUCAAGGGGAAUUCGCCCUCUUCAACCAUGGAGAUCUUGUGACCUUGGCACCAGCCAACAUUCUCCAUCGGCCUGGGGUAGACUUACAAACCAUGCUGCUCUCAGCCCGGCCGUGGGCAGCUAACCCCGAUGUUGUUCUUGGGCCGCCUGGGUGCCACUUCAACAUCUUGACUGAUGCCAUGCCUGUUAGGCUGACCUUGACAGAUUUUGGUCGUCAGGCCUUCACAGGGCAUGUUGAGACUGCCCUACAAGCUGAUCCCCUGCGACUAUCUCUGAUUGCCCCACUCCCUGCCAUCGAGGACUUCAUGCACAAAGGAUUCCACUGCGAGCGGACUGUUCUUGCGACCGAGCAGAUCAGUCGGAUCCCUGUCCCCCCUGGGAGGGUCCAGCCACGACGCACUGCAUUCUUCAUUGAUGGCCGACCGCUCCUUCUUGGAUUGUUCUGGCGCUUUGCACCAGGCCAACAGGUCGAUGUCACUGCCUUAAUCGAGGAGUUUGCGCACCGUGUCUCGCCUCCCUUUGUGCUGACGGUCACGGGCGGGACCCCCAUGCACUACGUUGAUAGAACCAUUCAUCACAUUUGCUCAGGGCAAGUUGUUGUGCUCACCCCAAUUUGCCCCGCUGAUAAUGAUGAGGUAAGUUCUCCGCCCCUGCUCAGCGACGGUGAGGAAUCAAGCUCCUCUGGAUCCUCUGGGCAUUCCUCCCCGAGCUCGCCAUCUGAGCACACUCAGAGAACCGACAACAAUGCAGCCCCUGAUGACCCUUCUGCUGCCGGCUCGGAGUCACCUCGGUCGCCAGGGCGUAGUGCUGAAGACAGGAGCCGCUCCCCUCGGUCUAGAGGCCUAGGAGGUGAAUGGCACCUCCUUACCAGCUGGCUUUGCCUUAUAGGACACCUCUGGCUUGCCGCCGCACCUCUGACAACAACCUGGCCUUACAUGUGCAACGGAGCUUUCCUGCAUGAUGUCUUUCGCGAAGACGAGCUCCUGCGCACCUCUGUAGACCAGUUCUUUGUGUUAUGUGCUGGCCUUGCCUACCAUCUCGCAGCCCUUGCCAGACUACUCUCAUCCACUGCCAGUGUGGUUUGUGCCCUUUGCAUUGCCAUUCAGCUAGGCUGUGUACGGCCUGGAACCAUUAGAAGCUUCCCGAGUCUAGGCUUUGCUGUCGGUGUCUUCCUCGCCUUUUCUGUGGCUUGUGAAGCUGUCCAACUCGGGGCUAGCCGUGGCGGCGUGCCUGACCUAGCACACCCAGAACCUGCCAGACUCUCGCCCCACCUAGCAAUUGCCGUUGAAGCACGUGUUGACAGCGAUCUCUCUAGCCUGUGUCGGCCUACUGUACCCAAGGCAAGGCCAGUCCCCACACCAUGCCGAAGCACCGCUGAUCCUCCUGAGACCGCUGGUCAUGCUGCAUAUUUUACUAUCGCUGAUGAUAGCGAGUCUGAAGCCGAGGAAGAUGAGGCGCCCAGGAAUGACACACCAACUCCCGAUGGCCCAGAUGAUCUCGACUGCACUCUGGACGGACCCUCUGUGCUUGAAUGGGAGAUCUUCGGUAGGGCCCCGGUGCAUUCCAGGCAUUCGUCUCUCAGCUCAUGUACUCUUCUUUGGCUAGCUGCUGCCCGCGCAGACUGCUUUGCCUUCGCUUUGGCCAGUGCCACGCUGGAGGUACUAUGCGAGGCCUUCCCUCCGACGUGCUGGCAAGCUGAUGUCGUAUGUGCCUCCUCUCCGGGAGCCUUGCCCACAGCUGUGCGCCCAGGCCGCAUCCUCACCUUGGAUGACAAGCUACCUGCCUCACUUCUGUCCAGGUCUCCCUUUCAGCCGACCGCCUGGGAAGCCCGACUCAAAUCCUGUGUCGAAGACCUUGACGGCACUAUCCGGGUAGGGAAUGUCCCGGUUCCAUUCACUUGGCGGCAAUUUGCACAACUCUUUGCCGCAGGCGCUGACCUUGUCGACCUUACCACUGCGUCUGCCUUCUGCCCAGCCCUCAGACAGUGGAGCAGACCGGGACUCAUUGCCGCCUUGUCUUCUGCGUGCCAAGCCUUCCCGCCUGAUGACAUUGUCUGCUUUACGGAUGGCUCCUACACGGCUGUCGCUGAAGGCCCUGAUUUAUGCGGCUGGGCUUGCGUGCUCUUCCACACCGGCUCUCAAUCUCUGCGGUUCCUGUACGGGUCCUUCCCGGCCUUCCUUGCAGAAUCGGAUUUUUGCCCAUCGCCAUUCCAGGGCGAAGCAGCUGGCUUGCUCGCGGCUGCUCUGGCUACCACUGCCACCGCUGCUUAUGCUAGCGUCCACUUCCUCUCCGACUGCAUUUCCGCUCUGGGCAUUGCUGAAGGGGUGUGCCACUCUGCCCCAGGCAGCGUUGCACAGGCCAUGCGACAUGCUCAUUGGCUCCGCUCCCAAUGCACUCCUGGGACGGACUCUUACUCGCAUAUACGAGGACACCAGGGGCACAUAGGCAACGAGGUAGCUGAUCUGCUUGCUAAGGCUGCAGCGAGCAAAGCCACGCCCUCUUGUGGCCUCAGGACGCCCACGCAUAUCCUCUGCGCGUGGCUCGGCGCAGGGGCCCCCUACCUCCCCUGGGCUGGUCUGGCCAUCCUCAGUGCUACUGGGGACUCUUCUCUCCCCCCAUGCAAUGCCACCAACCUUGGCAACGACCAGGAUCAUGCGGGACUCACUUGUUGUGCUCUUCUUGAGCCUUUUAUCCCUCAAGGGGCUAUCCCUGACAGUGAGGACUUUGCCGGCCAUCCCAAAGCCCCUGAUGUGGCAGCCUCUCCAGGCUCCUGGACCAUGUCUCUGGCUCUGGCCACCUUCAACACCUUAUCACUUGGAUCUUCUGCUGAGCAGGAAGGUACUCCCUGCGCAGUGACCGAAGGUCUAGCCUUUCGACCGGCACGAGCAGUCCUGUUGGCAUCCCAACUUAUUGACCAUGGUAUCCAUGUAGCAUGUCUGCAAGAGACCAGAGCCGAGGCUGGCCUCACGAAGGUCGGAGGGUUCUUGAGAUUUGCUAGUGGUGCCAUCAGAGGGCAGUGGGGAACCGAAUGGUGGUUUCGUGAGAACCACCCCUUGGGGCUGCAAUCGCAGGACUCCCCGACCUUUCGUGAAAAGCACUUCGCUGUUGUGUUUUCUGAUGCCCGCCGCCUCUUUGUCCGUUUUGUCUGCAAGCCGAUCAGGAUUCUCUUCAUUGGAGUGCAUGCCCCCCACCGGGCAACGGAGGCUGAGGCUUUACUGAGUUGGUGGCAGCAAACCUUCAAGCUUGUCAAAACCCACUGCCGUGAUGAGUGGGUUGUCUUUGCCGGUGACUGCAAUGCUGCAGUCGGUUCGAUUGGCUCCAACCACAUUGGACCACAUGGCGCGGAACCUGAAGAUGUGGCUGGCGAACAGCUGCAUGAUAUUCUCCGGUACAUCGAUGGAUGUCUUCCUGCCUCCAUCCCGGAGCUCCACUCCGGUCCAACCCAUACCUACACUCACAAACGGGGCGGCGGACUUGCUCGCAUUGAUUAUCUUUGUGUCCCCCGUUCCUGGCUACGAGGCUGUUGCAAGUCGCAUCUUGCCCCCGGCAUCCAUGCAGCGCAUAGCUGCCCAGAUCAUGUAGCCUUAGCCUUGCACAUUCAACUCCCCAUCCAAGGGCCCUCCGCCGUGCCUGCGCUCAGACCUCGUUCCUUCUGCGCGUCUGACAUUCUUGCGCCUGCCAAUGCCGAUGCCCUCGCCAAGGGGCUCAGCGCGUUACCACCCGUGCCCUGGAAUAUCUCUGGCCAUGCACAUGCUGCUAUCCUGGUCUCAUGUGUGCAGCGCAUCCUCACGAAUCUCAAGCAAAAGAGCGGGCCCAGACAGCACCGCAGCUACUUGAAGCCGGAAACUUGGCAGCUGCAGAGGCAAGUCGCCUCUGCGCGAGGGUCCUUGCACCGCCUCCAGCACCAACUGCGUUCUCAGCGGUUGGCGGUCUGUUUUGACUCUUGGUGCGGCAGGCGAGAUGCAUCCGCGCCACACUGCGGUGCUGCGUGGUGGAAGCAGGCUGAUGUUGCUAUCGCUGCGCACCAAGCUGUGCUCAGACAAUGGUGUGCUCAGCUCCGCCUUGCUUGCCGUAAUGAUAGAGCUGAUCACAUUAGUCAGUUGGCCGAUAAGAUCUCCACAGGGCCCUCCGGGGAAAUCUUUCAGAAUCUUCAUGCACUCUUGUCCCACAAGCGCCGAAAGCCAUAUCGGGCUGAGCCUCUCCCUGCCCUUCGCCUUGAGGAUGGCACUCUCUGUGCUGAUGGCGAUCAAGUGCUUGCCAGAUGGAGACGCCAUUUUGGAGGUCUUGAAGCUGGCAUUGAGCUCUCCGUCCCCGCUUUGGUUGACCGGGUGCACCAAGGCAUCCACGAGGACAACGCUGACUCCUCUCCGUGGCCCCUUCCGGAGUCCCUUCUUGAUCUACCCACAGAAGCCGACAUCCAGCGACUUCUUGUGCAGGCUAAGGCCAACAAGGCUCCUGGGGCCGAUGGAUUGCCUUCAGAAUUAGGCCGUCAAUUCUCGAGGCAGCUAGCACCCCACCUUCAUCGCUUGGCAUUGAAGACCGCUCUCCGGGGAUGCGAGCCGAUCGGCUUUAAAUCCGGCAAAGCUGUUUGGUUUUUCAAGGGCAAAGGUUCCAUGAGUGACUGCAGUUCCUACAGAGCGAUCCUUCUCCUACCGGUUUGGGGUAAGAUUCUGCACCAAUCACUUCGCCCGCCACUAAAGAGCCAUUUCCAAGCUAAUUCUCCUGAACUCCAGCUUGGGGGGAAAUCUGGCAUCAGCGUAGUUUUUGGCAGUCAUUUGAUCAGGGGAGCUGCGCGCUACGCUGCUUCGCAGGGCCGCACCCACUUCACCUUGUUCACCGACAUAGCCUCUGCCUUCUAUACCGUCAUACAGCAGCUCGUCGCGCGAAGCGGAAGUCAGACGGUCGAUGCUUCAGCUUUUCGCCAAACCACCCAAGGGCUACGGUUGUCCUCUGAGGAGCUCGAGGCCCUACGUCAGCAUCUCGCUGCCCCUACUGCCAUGAGCUCCUCUGGAGCCUCCCCCUGGUUGGAGGCGCUGACUAGCCGAUACCAGGCUGACAACUUCUUUAUGCUGAAGGGCGAUGACAAAGUUGUUGAGACAUCCCGCGGCUCUAGACCCGGCUCCAGCUGGGCUGACCUGGUCUUCGCUGAGGUCAUCACACGAGUCCUCCAUCGGAGGGACGCCUUAAGGGAUGCUGGGUUUUCUUGUUCCGAGCCGGUUCGGCUCCCGUGGGAUGGAGAACGCACCCUAGACCCGGUUCCUCCCUCGUCUGCUGACUUGAGUCUCGAUAAUGUUGUAUGGGCCGAUGAUGUUGCUCUUCCUCGCCUGACCACUCCCGCGCAAGCAGCAUCCGCCCUGGCUUUCGAGACCAGCUGCCUGGUUGACUCCUUCAAGGAGUUUGGAUUCUCGUUGGCCUUCGGGCCUCAUAAGACUGCAGGGGUUCUGCAUCUUCUGGGUGCCGGAAGCAGAACUGCCAAGCGCCAUAUUUUCGGCUCCUCCGGCCUUGCGGGCGCUGUCCCUGUUGUCUUUGAAAACGGCAGUGUGCGCCUUCCUCUCGUGCAUUCUUACCGGCAUUUAGGCACGCAACAAAGUCCCGGCGGGGGAUUAAGUGCCGAGAUCCGAUACCGGAUUGCCCAAGCUAGAGCUUCGUUCGCUGAAGGUCGCAGGAAGGUCUACAAGGUCUCGCAAAUUUCUGCCAGGCGGAAGAGUCACAUACUUUGCGCCACUGUGUUGGCCAAACUCUUCCAUGGCGCUGGCUCCUGGGGACCCCUGAGCCAGUGCGAACGCCGACUACUGCAGGGAGCUCUUUGGUCUUUUUACCGACCCCUUCUCGGGAUCAAGCAUUCUGAUGAUCAGCAUGUUGACACGUUUUCAUGCUUGGCCCUCUUAGAACUCCCCAGCCUUGAUACUUGGAUGCGGUUCCAUCGACUCACCUACUUCAGGCAGGUCGUGUCCUCGGCGCCCCCUGCGGUCUGGGCAGUGCUGCGAGCAGACCGUGCUCAUGCUUCGCUGGUGCAGGAGGAGACGCAGCUGAAUGCUGAGCAAGCUGGCGAGGAAACUGCCACCCAGUUGCUGGGCCUUGCGCCCGAGCUGAGGCAGUCCCUGGUGCACGGCUGCAGCUGCAGCUCACUCAGCCUUGCGGAAAGUGCCGCAAAGUUUGACGUGUUUGUGGUUUCCAUGUUCGGGGAGACGAGUACAAUGCAUCGCUGCUUUACAGUGUCUCCAUCGGUCUGGGAUGAAGUCUGCAUCCCAUGCCGCCGCGCCUUCGCCAACAGGACACGCUUUGCAAGGCUUGCGGGAAGCGCUUCUCUUCGAUUGGACGCUUACGGCGACAUUUGCUCGCCCACACCGACUGCAUUUCCAAGUGGGGUGCUUUUCAGUCUGGAGGAAUUGGGUCUGGGCAUUCGCACUGAUGUCUCUCUGGGAUUGCUAGCUGAGCUUUCAGCUGUCGAAGAACCCUCUAGCGGUCUUGUCUGGGAUAUUGUUGCCGGCUAUGUCGAGCCCCUGACGGUGCUCAGGGCUACGGUUCAAGAGUGGAGCGCUGCUCCUGAAGCUACUCCGGAUCGUGUCUCUGUGUGCCAGGACAUCUUGCUUCUUUUGGACGUUGACCUGCUAGCCGACUCAAGGCAACCUCUGACAGCUCCUGGCCGCACCAUUUCGGAGUCUGUCCCCGAUUGGCCCUUACCUGGGGCUGGUCCUCUCGUCUGUGGCCUCCCACGACAAGCCUUCCUUCUUGCCACGCCGCCUUCCAUGCAUCUCAGCCCCUGGACUCCACGAAGCAUGCGCCUCCGGGAUGCCACUGGCUAUGCCGUGUGGCUCGAAGAUGCCUGCCGGGUACUCGCCAGCCUCGUCGAGGCCUCUCAAGUGCGCCCGGGUAACUUACACUGCCCGGGCAUUGGUGAUGCCCUAGGACCAGCUGCCGACUGGAUGCGAGCCGUUGGUUUCGAGGUAGGGCCAGACGACAUCUCCACACCUGUCUGA